This is a messenger RNA of Diabrotica balteata, 210 nucleotides long. Lineage: Eukaryota; Metazoa; Arthropoda; Insecta; Coleoptera; Chrysomelidae. The record is from the annotation of a GenBank genome assembly.
AUGGAGACGAGCGCCGAUAGCAUGGAUGACGACGUUUUCGAAACGGUAGAGGACAGCCGAUUAAAGAUAAACGCUAUAAAUUCGCAACAAAAAGGCGGGACUCCGUCGCCAACGGGCUAUAGAAAUUAUAAACCUCCUGCGGAAGUUUUGAAAUUGGCCGAAAAUGAUAUUAUCGAAUCCGUAGAACCCAUCGUGCACAAGACUAACUAG